AGAUAGACCCGAAUAUAAAAAUUGAAAAGGGACCUGCACGUGUCACACGCUCCCAUCAAAAUCACACACUCACACUAUCCCUUCUCAAUGACCAACAUUUCCUCCUCCGCCACAAUCUCCACCACCACCACCAUUCCCUUAAAAAGCUCCACCACUCUCAAAUUCAAAUUUACAAAUAUAUAACUGCCAUUAAUCAGUUACUAUAACCGAAAAACAAACAAAAAAAGCAAAAUAGCUUUCCUUAUUUUUCUUCUCUACUUCUUUUCCAUUUCUCUCACCACUCUCUUCACUCUCGUCUCUCUCACUCGUUCUUCAACCGCUUCUUCUUCUUCUUCUUCUUCUUCUUCUAGGGUUUGCGUAAUGGCUACUAUGGAGAGUUUGAUCGGUCUAGUCAAUCGAAUUCAGAGAGCUUGUACAGUCCUCGGCGAUUACGGCGGUGACUCUGCUUUGCCUACUCUCUGGGAGGCUCUUCCUUCUGUCGUCGUCGUCGGUGGCCAGAGUUCGGGAAAGUCGUCGGUGUUGGAGAGCAUUGUUGGCCGUGAUUUUCUUCCCAGAGGAUCAGGGAUUGUUACAAGGAGGCCUUUAGUGUUGCAGCUGCAGAAGACAGAACAGGGGCUACAAGAGUAUGCAGAGUUCCUUCACAUGCCGAAGAAAAGAGUUACCGAUUUCUCUAUGGUUCGGAAGGAAAUUCAAGAUGAAACUGAUAGAGUGACUGGGAAGUCAAAACAGAUUUCUCCUGUUCCUAUUCAUCUCAGUAUCUUCUCCCCAAAUGUUGUCAACUUAACACUGAUAGAUUUGCCUGGUUUGACAAAGGUUGCCAUAGAGGGACAGCCAGAGAGUAUUGUUCAAGACAUUGAAAACAUGGUUCGUUCAUAUGUUGAGAAGCCAAAUUGCAUCAUUUUGGCCAUAACUCCAGCAAAUCAAGAUAUUGCAACAUCUGAUGCUAUCAAGAUUGCUAGAGAAGUUGAUCCAACAGGUGAAAGAACAUUUGGUGUUUUGACGAAGCUUGAUUUGAUGGAUAAAGGAACAAAUGCAUUGGAAGUUCUUGAAGGAAGAUCUUAUCGGCUUCAACACCCUUGGGUUGGAAUUGUAAACCGUUCACAAGCUGAUAUAAAUAAAAAUGUUGACAUGAUUGCUGCUAGGCAGAGGGAGCGCGAGUUCUUUGCCACAAGUCCUGAUUAUGGACACUUAUCCAGCAAAAUGGGUUCUGAAUAUCUUGCAAAACUUCUUUCAAAGCAUUUAGAAUCAGUAAUUAAAGCUCGCAUACCAGGCAUUGCAUCAUUGAUUAACAGAAGCAUUGAUGAACUUGAAGCAGAGUUAGACCAUCUUGGUAGGCCUGUUGCUAUUGAUGCUGGGGCCCAGUUGUAUACUAUCCUAGAGUUAUGUCGUGCGUUUGACCAAAUAUUCAAGGAGCAUUUAGAUGGAGGGCGACCUGGUGGUGAUCGUAUAUAUGGAGUUUUUGACUAUCAGCUGCCUGCUGCUUUGAAAAAGCUUCCAUUAGAUCGUUAUCUUUCUCUGCAGAAUAUAAGAAAAGUGAUUUCAGAGGCAGAUGGGUACCAACCUCAUCUAAUUGCACCUGAGCAAGGCUAUCGACGCCUCAUUGAUGGUGCACUUAAUUACUUCAGAGGACCAGCAGAUGCUUCUGUAGAUGCUGUUCACUUCAUAUUGAAGGAACUUGUUAGAAGGUCAAUUGCAGAAACUCAGGAGUUGAAGCGUUUUCCAACCCUUCAAGCUGAAAUAGCUGCAGCUGCAAGUGAAGCAUUGGAGAGAUUCAGGGAAGACAGUAAGAAGACUACUAUACGAUUGGUGGAAAUGGAAUCUUCAUACCUGACUGUGGAUUUCUUCAGGAGACUUCCUCAGGAAGCGGAGAAGGGAGGAAAUCCAGUUGCUUCCUCUGCAGACCGAUAUACAGAAGGGCACUUCCGCCGGAUAGGAUCAAAUAUUUUCUCUUAUAUUGGGAUGGUAUCAGAGACACUGAAGAAUUCCAUACCAAAGGCUGUGGCUCAUUGUCAAGUGAGGGAGGCCAAGCGGUCUUUACUCGAUCAUUUUUAUAUACAAGUGGGCAAAAAAGAGGCCAAGCAACUUGCAGAAUUGUUGGAUGAAGACCCUGCAUUGAUGAAUAGGAGGCAGCAAUGUGCAAAGCGGCUUGAGUUAUACAAGUCUGCAAGGGAUGAGAUUGAUUCCGUCUCGUGGUCCAGAUGAGGUGAAUUGUGAAUG
This is a messenger RNA of Quercus lobata, 2217 nucleotides long. Its product is annotated as dynamin-related protein 1E-like. Bases 361 to 2202 code for a protein of 613 amino acids. Gene Ontology annotation, cellular component: membrane; cytoplasm; microtubule. Gene Ontology annotation, molecular function: GTPase activity; GTP binding; microtubule binding. The record is from RefSeq and is a predicted model, not a curated record. NCBI's taxonomy places the organism in Eukaryota, Viridiplantae, Streptophyta, Magnoliopsida, Fagales, Fagaceae. The transcript is spliced from 15 exons.